Glarea lozoyensis ATCC 20868 is the source of this 594-nucleotide messenger RNA. RefSeq lists its product as uncharacterized. The transcript has a single exon. Lineage: Eukaryota; Fungi; Ascomycota; Leotiomycetes; Helotiales; Helotiaceae. The record is from RefSeq and is a predicted model, not a curated record. The coding region runs from base 1 to 594 and encodes 197 amino acids.
AUGGUACUCACACGCACAGCAACAAAUAGCAUCCCGCCACACUCCUACUCCGAAUUGAUCCUUCAGUUGAACCGCACCUCCAUAACCUCACCAACCCGCGUCACAUUCGCAAAAGACUCACCAUCUCCCUCAACACCGUCACGCAAAACCCUUUCAUCCCCACGCAAACCAUCCCGCAGUCCCUCAUCUCGCCACUUCUUCCACCCGGCCCGCCCGGCGCCCCGUCGUCCAAUCCCCAUCAAAGCAACACCCAAAAGCCCAAUCCGCACCACAGCUCACCACGCAAUCCACAAAUCUCCCAGGAAAUCUCCCAAGACGCCUACAUCAGCUCAAAUUCGUUCUUAUAAAAAGAGAAACGGGAGGAAAGUGCGGUUUGAUGAGAGUACGUUUGUGACGAGAGAAAUGAGGGUUAGUGAGAGUGGGACGAGGGAGUUAAAGAGAGCGGAGAAUGAGAUCGAAAUUUGGCGGGAGUUGCUUGGGAUGCAAGGGGAGGGGACGGGGAUGGGGGAGGUGGUGAGGGAGUGUUUGGAGAGGGCGGAGAGGAGAAGGGAUGGGUUGGUUGGAAAUAUGGAUGUGGAGAUGUGUGAGGAAUGA